Eutrema salsugineum is the source of this 1190-nucleotide messenger RNA. RefSeq lists its product as uncharacterized. The transcript is spliced from 5 exons. NCBI's taxonomy places the organism in Eukaryota, Viridiplantae, Streptophyta, Magnoliopsida, Brassicales, Brassicaceae. The record is from RefSeq and is a predicted model, not a curated record. Bases 84 to 704 code for a protein of 206 amino acids.
AGAGAUUUCUUCCUCUCUACUUUUUUCGCCACCAUCUAUCUCUCUCUCUUCCUCUCUUGAAAAAGGUCGAGUAGAUUCCGAGUAUGUCCGGCGAAAACUGGAUUAGAGCGGCCAUGUCUGACGAUUCAUUGGUGGCAGAAGCGCUGCUUCGGCUCCGCCACUCGGAACCGCCACCACCGCAGAAGACGAGCGACGCGUCUCCUCUGAAGCUGAAAUGGAGCGUGCGUCAACGGAGGUCGAAAAAAGGAGACCAAACGCGAGCCAGUCCCACCACGCCUCUCUCCUGGAGCGGCGCCACGUCUAUAAGCGGCGGCGGCGGCGGUGCUACCACCGUGGAAUGUCUGGAGGAGUCCAGCGCCGCCGUAAAACAAUCCGAGACGUUUAGAUCUACGAUUUCUCAAACGAGUGCUGUAACAACAACAACAACUCUUUUCAAGAGAUCAAGAAAGAAAAAGACUUUGGCGGAGCUUAAAGAGGAGGAAAACAUGCUCUUGAUCGAAAGAAAAGGCCUGAAAAUUGAAUUGGCAAGCAUUCGUGACAUGGUGGAGCAACAAAGAAAAAGAAACAAUGCGCUAAAGAAGAUCAAGGCUGAAUCACAAUCUGUCUUAUCCUGCAAACGUGCUUUCGAACAAGGCUCCUCCUUCUUGCUCCCUGACCUUAACAUGCCACUAGAUACCGAUACGAGCCCUGAAGUUGUCUGCUGAACUACCAACCAUGAGCAUAUAUACAUAAUUCUUUUGUUUUUCCUAUCAUACAUCAAACAAACAACUCCACAUCCUGCCACAACCAUGUCUUUUAGCUGUAACUAUAUAUAUGAGUACGAGGAAGAUAGACUAAAAAUUUCAUAUAUAUCCUUACCCAUUAGGCCAUUUCCCGUUGCCGCUGAAGAAUAUUCGCCUCAAGGUGAGGUGAUCCGAGUUUAGGGUCAAGUGUUUUCUGACGAAUUUUCUUUGUUUAGCUGGUAGUAUGAUUUUUUGCUCUGCCAUUCAGAUUCUCCUUAGUGGUCGUUAUCUUUCUCCCAUUUUCAUAGGAUGAGAUGUAAUUAUCUACAUAGAUAACAUAUAUACACUUUUCUUCAUUUCUUAUUAUCUCUGCUGAGAUGUAUUGCAAAAGAUUACAUCGACCCUUUUUUUUAAUAUGUAAGACGUUCCAAAACUGUCAUUUGACUAAUGGAUUUAACUAUUUCAAAC